UCCAAGAUUCUCCAAAUGGCCAUCAUCACAUUUUUAGCUCAUAUUUUCCUUCUCAUUUCCCUCUCCUUCUUCAUCAUUAUCGAAGCUGAAGACUUCUCCCCAUGGCUAAAGGGGAAGCUCGAGGACAACGACAACGAAAUCGAUAGCAACAAUCACAAUCGGUUCACAAAACACGAUUGCUCGGGAAAGCAAAUUUUCUGCCGGAAAUUAGACGGAGAUGGGUUGGAGGGGAAUAAGAAGAUCAUGAAAUGCUGCAAACACCGAUGCGUCGACACUGACUCGGACGUCAAAAACUGCGGCUCUUGCAGCAAAAUCUGCCCAUUUCCACAGCAAUGUUGCAAAGGUUUUUGUGUUGACACAAACAACAGCCGGUUUAACUGCGGGAAAUGUGGGAAUAGAUGUCGUUUUCGUGUUCGUUGUGUGUAUGGGAUGUGCGGGUACGAUCAGCCGGACCCUCCUCAGCCGCCGACAGGGUGGUGGAAGCCACCGCAUUCGCCCAAGGAUCGCCGCUACCUGCGGCCGGUGGAUGGGCGGAGGAGCUCUUUUGCUUAAAAUGGUAAUACAUUGUGUGUGUUUAGAUUUAAAAGUAUGGACUUUUUUUUUUUUUUUUUGUU
This is a messenger RNA of Benincasa hispida (wax gourd), 614 nucleotides long. The record is from RefSeq and is a predicted model, not a curated record. NCBI's taxonomy places the organism in Eukaryota, Viridiplantae, Streptophyta, Magnoliopsida, Cucurbitales, Cucurbitaceae.